GCAAUAAUAAUGUGCAAAAGUAAUGUUAAAAACUAUUUAUUUACACCACCACUAUUUAUAUCCAUUAGUGAAAUGGAGCCAACGCGAAUAGAAAAGGUAAGUUGGGACUUUUAUUUUGAAAAUGCUAAAGGACGGUUUGGUUUGCUCCUGUUGGGCGUGGCGUGUCUUGGUGUUUUCGUUACGUUGCAGCAAAACAAAUCUAAUGGUAUGGGCACUACUGUGAGCUGAGCUGUUUAUUCUUUUAAAAUUCACAGAAGUAAAUAAAUUAACAUUCAUUCAAACCGCUUAACUUAUAAUACACCAGUAUCCUUGUAUCAGGGCUUAGCUGGCGAAUGGGACGUCGUUAAGGAUUUUCAGUUGUCAUAUAUACUGUAUAUACUUUUUCUCUCUUCAGCGAGUUUAAUAUGAGACAAAUCAUUAUAUAUUGUCUCUCAUAUCCGUAAAGUGUUGUUGUUUCUACCAUAUAAACUGACAGCUUAAAUCAAAUCAGGUUUAUGAAGCACUUCGUACGGACGGAAGGAGGAAGUGGAGACCGUUUUCUGUUGGCAAGGAAAAGAAAGUGAACUAACAGUCCAUAACUGUUUUCUGGAUUAGUGAGACAUUUCUCGUUGAUUUACACACUAGAGUCUGUCUUCAGGUAUUCAGGUGAGUGUUUGUCCAGUAAAGAGUGGACGAGCAGAAGGGGAUGUUUGGCAGGAAAAAUAAGCGAGCAGCAGCGCCGAAAGGCGCAGCUGCGGCCAAACAGAUGGGAUUGUUGCUUGAUUUCAAACCAGAGGAUAUGAUGGACAUGGACCAAGAUAUGAAUGACCCUGAUUUAGAAGCAGAAUUUGCUGCCAUUGUUGGGAAGAAACCAACGCCGGCUGCAAGGGGGAACAAGGCUGGCAAAACCCCAUUACCAAUGGAGGAUAUUGCAAAAAUGGCGGAGGCAUGCAUGAAAGACUUUGAUGAUGAUGACGAUGACAAUUUGGAAGAUGAUGAAGAUCUCAUGGCUGAGCUUCAGGAAGUGGUUGAAGAGGAGGAAAUGAAAGAUUCGGGUGCUGCCACCCCAGCCUCCCCUGUUAGUGCCGAAAUCCCUUCAACAGAACUGGCACACCAGGAAACUAAGGUCUCAUCAGUGCCUGGGAGCAUUGAACACACCUUAGAGGAGAGAAUAAACAUGUAUAGAAUGGCUAUUGCAAAUGCCAAAUCAGCAGGGGAAUCCUCUAAAGCCCGGAGAUUUGAAAGAGGCCUUAAGACCCUACAAACUAUGCUGGCAUCAGUCCGGAAAGGAGGAAAGAUUGACGAAACUGAGAUUCCCCCGCCAGUUGCAUGUGGGGCCUCUAGUGGUCCCAUUUGGCCUCCUUCCCCACCAGCAACAUUACCUGAUCAUGGGGAGCAUGGGGAGUCUGACAGCGCUGUUGAGAUCUCUCCUGUCUCAGUAGAAUCUGUUGUUAUGGAUCCAGCACCAAACGCUAGAGAGGAGUCCUCUGGUUUAACCUCUCCACCCUCCCGGUCAUCUCCAGAUGAGGAAAAUGCAGGAAGUGCUGCUGAAUCACCUUCAGUAGACUCUGCAGUCACACAGUCCACUAAAAACAUUCUACUGGAGCGACAGAGAGAGUACAGAAUGGCAGCUCUCAAGGCCAAACAAGCAGGAGAUAUUGAGCAAGCCAAAGUGCACAUGAAGGCAAGCAAGGGAUUCGAUGCAGCAAUUGAGGCUUUGGAGAAAGGCCAGUUGGUGGACAUGGGCUCCCUUCCUCCCUCCCUGACUCGAGCUGCUACAGUUACUCAGGCCGCACCUCAGGCAGCUGUUAAAGUCUCCCCUUCUGCUCCUGAAGGGCAGGCUGACAGUGUUUCUGGCCCAGGUCAACCCAAAACUGUUCUUGAAGCUCUGGAACAGAGGAUGGCCAAAUACAAAGAGGCCUUCACACAAGCUAAAGCCAGCGGGGAUGAUCGCAAGGCCCGCAUGCAUGACCGCAUCGCUAAGCAAUACCAGGCUGCCAUCCGUGCCCAUAAAGCAGGUCGAGCAGUAAAUUACGAUGAACUUCCAGCCCCACCUGGGUUUCCUCCAAUCCCAGGCCAGAAGGCUGCUUCACCAGAGCAAGGAUUGGCUGCUGUGCUGGAAACGGCCAAUAAGCUGGCAUCUAAUGAAGCUGACGCUGGUGAUGAGGAGGAAGAUGGUGACGAGGAGGAGAAGGUUACAAAAGUAGACAACCAAAAGAAGCCCACUCUUGCUGUACAGCCAACGGUACAGGAGCCCAAGAGGACCCCUUCCCCAGACAGGAUGUCCAAAGGAGGGAGUCUGCCUGACACUGCUCAGCAGCAGCUUGAGAUUCUGGAGGGCCGAAGAAAACAGUACAUGAAAGCAGCACUGCAGGCAAAGCAGAAGAAUGAUCUAGAGCAGGCCAAGACCUUCCUGCGCGCAGCCAAGGGUUUGGACCCCUUGUUAGAACUAGUGCGCAGUGGCAAGACAGUGGACAUUAGCAAGGUACCAUCACCGCCUGGAGAUGAGGAUGAGGACUUCAUUCUGGUUCAUCACAGUGAUGUUCAGAUCUCUGAGAAGGCUGAGGAGGUCUACACUCAGCUUAACAAACUACUCAAUGAGCAACAUGAGAAAUGUGUAACAUACUCCAAGCAGUUCACGCACAUGGGGAAUGUUGCAGAGACAACCAAAUUUGAGAAAAUGGCCGAACAGUGUAAAAAGAGUCUGGAGGUCCUUAAGCUGGCUCAGAACAGGGGGCUUCAGCCUCCUAAACAUCAUUUUGAGGAGAGGACAUACCGCACUGUCAGGAUGUUUCCAGAGCUUAGUAGUACAGACAUGGUUGUAGUCAUUGUUAGGGGGAUGAACCUCCCUGCUCCCUCUGGUGUUGCAUCAAAUUACUUGGAUGCCUAUGUCAAGUUUGAAUUUCCAUAUCCCAGUUCAGAUCAACCUCAGAGACAUAAGACAUCAGUCAUCAAAAAUACCAACAACCCAGAGUAUGACCAAAACUUCAAGCUGAACAUCAACCGUAACCACCGUGGCUUCAGGAGAGUGAUACAGUCUAAGGGCCUUAAGCUGGAAGUGCUGCACAAAGGUGGCUUCCUGAGGAGUGACAAACCAGUAGGAUCAGCCCACCUAAAACUGGAAAAACUGGAAGCUGAAAGUGAAGUGAGGGAAAUAGUCGAGGUUAUGGAUGGGCGGAAGGCCACAGGUGGUCGUCUGGAGGUAAGGGUGCGUCUCAGAGAGCCUCUGAGUGGGCAGGAUCUCCAAACAGUCACAGAACGAUGGCUAGUGCUGGAAGAGCCACAGGUUCUGCUGUAAUUGACACUGUGAUGUACAAAACAUCUUCACGAAGUCCUAAAGAUCAGAGUGGAUGAAGGUAUGGACGGUGAAAGCUCCACAAUGCUACUAGCCUCAGACACUCACCACAAGAUGGAUAUCGCCCGGACAUUUCUCAACACACUCUCUGUGCCUUGAGCCACUCACAGAGAGACGUCGUUACUGACAGAGGCAGUUAGCUUUGUUUCAUCAGGGUAAAAGAGGUUAGACGAAGAUGUAAUAGUUGGGGGUGAUUAAAAAUACAGUAGAUAAUAAUAAGGGGAGCAGGAGAAUGUCCAAACAUUGCAUGAGAUUGAUAUUGCUUUUAAAUCUGCCUUUUGAGAUGGAUUGCCUCUUGAUUUUAUAAUAACGCUAAUCCCAACUGUUACAUUAGUGCAUUUGAGUUGAAGCCAAUGAGAGCUAACCUUUUUUUCUGCUCUGGGAUGCAUUUACGCACUAAUGCCAAAGUAAUAACUGUUGCUGCAGUAAGAUGAAUGACUUCAUCUGUUUUCCCUCAUACAAGGAACCUGUUGCUGUCAUACCAUUAAUACUAAUGUGUGACCUAUGCAAAUGAGGUAAAUAUGAUUAGCUAUGCAAAAAGGUUUGCAUUUGCAUCCCAAACAUUUUCAGACAUUUCAAAACUUGUUUACAGCUUAUAUAAAUUCACUGCACGGUUUAACACGGGUUGAUUGUGCAUAGGUUGUGCCAGAUUACUGUCGUUAUAUAUUAUUUCACAUAAAUGCCAUAGAAAAGCUUUUACUAAUUGAAGCAGAUGUAACAAUCACUUGUAUAUCAUUUGAGGUCUGAAGAGCCAGUUAGUUGCCAUUAAUACUUAGCAAAGUUAGUCUUCUGCAUUUUAGAGAGGUUCUGUGUUAUUUUGUAUACAUAUAUAAAACUUCCCUUACAUUAUUUAUGAGAGUUAAAAUCUUUUGGAUUCUUACUGUUGUUGCACUUCACGGUCUCUUGUUCUAUAGGGAUUGCAAAUUACUCCAGGCACUUUAGCCAUGUUUAUAUUGCGGUCUAGUGUGCACAUAAGUUAUUGUGAUAUAUAAGAUUUAAUUCAAACACAAGAUUGAAACCUUGUGGUUUCACUUGCCAUGGCAAUGACCUCAAAAAUAUGUUUGUUUAAUAUUUACUUCACAGUCCCAGUAUUACCUAAUUUACACUUUUGAAAGGCCCCUUUAAUGUUUUUUGAUCUGUUGGAUUAAAAUCUUGUAAGAAUUAACUGGCAUUUCACUUUUAAGCCUACACAAUGUGCAGUCUAGGUCAGUGAGUCUAUUUCUUAUUCUGUACAGCUCUGUCCAUUCAAUUGUUACGUGUGAAUUAUUUGGUUUUUAAAGGACAAGUUCAUCCAAAAAUGAAAAUUCUCUCAUCGUUUACUCACUCUUGUGCCAUCCCAGAUAUGUAUGACUGACUGACUUCUGCGGAACACAAAGUGAAUGGUGACCAAAACUUUGAAGCUCCACAAAACACAAAGGCAGCAUUAAAUUCAUCCAUAUGACCCUAGCAGUUUAAUCCACAUCUUCUUGAGCCAUUUAAUUGAUUUUGGGUGAUAACAGACCAAAAUAUAACUCAUUUUACACUGGAAAUCUUGCCAAUAUACCGAGUGGAUCGCUUCAGAAGGUCUGGAUUACUUUAUGCUGCCUUUGUGAUUUUUUGGAGCUUCAAAGUUUUGGUCACCAUUCAUGUGCAUUGUGUGGACCUACAGAAAUGAGAUAGUCUUCUAAAAAAAAAAAAAAAAUGGUUUGUGUUUGCAGAAGAAAGAAAGUCACACAUCUGGGAUGGCAUGAGGGUAAGUAAAUGAAUGAGAAUUUUCAUUUUUGGGUGAACUAUCCCUUUAAUACAGCUCUGGCAUAUUUGAAGGGCCAAAUUUCCCAGUCACAAAUUGUGAUUUGUCCUGUCUUAAGUUGCACUGUCAGUGUUGAUUCUUAAUUAUAUUUUUGGUUCUUUCAUCAAUGUCAAGGUUUAUGCUCAAAACUAUCUCUCAGCUGUCUGGUCAUGUUACUCUUACUUACCCUUUAUUUUUAUUUGUUUUUAUGCUUUCCAUUCUACACCAUUGUACUCUCCCUCCUUCCAUUUCAUACAAAGUUUGUAAACUUUCAGCAUUUUUGUAAUUAAAUGAGACUGUAUGAAAAACUGUUGUUCCUGAAAUUUUCCUUUGACUUUUCAUUAAAGGAAAAGUGUCCUUUUAUUCUACUCUACACUGCAGAUUAUUGAUGUAAGAAUUAAUUUUCAGUGUCAUGUGGCUGAAAGACAUGGCAUAUUUUUGUAUAUACAACAGGUUUGAUAAAGACUGCUUUUAUUGACAUUUGUAGUGUACAAUAAAGGAUGUAUACAUAA
Messenger RNA from Myxocyprinus asiaticus (Chinese sucker), 5614 nucleotides. RefSeq names its product coiled-coil and C2 domain-containing protein 1B-like. Gene Ontology annotation, cellular component: nucleus. Gene Ontology annotation, biological process: regulation of transcription by RNA polymerase II. Bases 686 to 3277 code for a protein of 863 amino acids. Gene Ontology annotation, molecular function: DNA-binding transcription repressor activity, RNA polymerase II-specific; RNA polymerase II cis-regulatory region sequence-specific DNA binding. The transcript has 26 exons. NCBI's taxonomy places the organism in Eukaryota, Metazoa, Chordata, Actinopteri, Cypriniformes, Catostomidae. The record is from RefSeq and is a predicted model, not a curated record.